AAGGUGUCGAUUUUUAACGCUCCUGGUAUGGUCUUUGGUUUUCCCGGAUGAUUACAUCCAGUGGUGCGCGGGCGGAUGUGGCAACUUUCUAUGACACUCUUUGCGGCUUGGUUCCAUUAUUGCAUUACCUAUGAUACUGUCAUUCUUUCAACUCUAAAACUGAAGAAAAUGACGGUAGAAGACCUGGUAGCAUCCUCAAAAGUACUAGCUGUUGGUGUUAAGAAUUUUUCUUUACCAAAAUUUGGCAUAUAUUCGCAAGCCUAUAGUGCCGGAAACUCUGAUUCUCCUUUUGCAUCAUUAAUGCGAAUUUUUCCUAAUCAGAAAGCACUACCCAUGGAGAAUCCAUUAGUGGUGAUUUCUAGCGAUGAUGAUGCUAAUAGAUCAACUACUGAUAUAGUUUACACCCGAAAAGAUUUGCACGAUCUUCUAGCAUCUGAUGAGAAUUUUAAAGGUUAUCAAACAGUCAUUAUUUCUUCUGAGGAUGCUUUCGAAGAAGGAUUGGUCCGUCGAAAGCGUGUUUCCUCUAAUGUUAAUUUUGAUGACGAGCCAUCAUCUCAUGUAUCAAAAGCAACACAGCGGUCAUCUGCUUCGGACCGUCAUGAUAUGCCUGUGGUGCUGCCUCCUCCUAAUCCAUCGCAAAAAACAACGUGUUUACUCUAUAUGGAAGCCUUCGACAUUGUUAUUCCGAACUCUCGUUACUUAACUGUUGAUAGUGAGGGCAAAAACAAGUAUUCUUCUGAGCCAGACCACUAUAAGUGCAAUAUCAACAGGCAAGGUGGUGCAAGUUUUAUAAUUGAUGUUGAAGUUGAAGAGGACAUACAAGACGCCAAAAAAGAAUUCUCUUUGAAGAGUGGGACUGCGAUAACAUUUCAGUUAGAUUUCGUACGAAGUCGGAAUGGCUAUUGGUAUUUAGAUGGUACCACGUUAAAGAAUAGUUUCAAAAUUACUGCUGUGGGCAGCGAACAAGGCCUAACUGUGAGCAAUGGUACUGCUACGAAUCGAGUAGAUGUUGGAGCCGUGUUUAACAGAAAUUUUGCUUGUUAUCAAACGGAUGCUGCAGUUUUCAACGUAUCAGGUGAUACUAAUCCAACACAUGUUGGAAUUGUGCUACGGAAUUUCGAAGUGACUUUGGGAGUUGCAGGUAACAAGACAAAGUUCGGGUACCAUACAUCGGACUGUGUUGGGACGUUUAGUGCUGGCACUUGGAUGGGUAUUAUCGUUUCUGUUGUCUUUUUAAGCAUUCUCUUGUUCGGUUAUCUGAUGGUACAGUCAAUACACACGAUGGAUCGAUUUGAUGACCUGAAACAAAAGCAAAUCAUAAUCAAUUUCAAAGAUUAAACAAUGGUACAUUACAUUUAGUAGAUUAUAACAUUCUGGUACUUGGCACUGCUGCUGUAUAUUCCUGCCAACAAUAUGUGUAUAAUAUUAAUUAGAAUUUGAGAGAUGAAAAGAAACGCUUGUAGACUUUCAAGCCAUCCGGAAAAUGAUUACUGUUACUCUUUUCUGUGUCUCAUUGCUGGUAGUAAUUGUUGCCAAAUCCGGGUAAUAGAUCAAUCGCUUUUAUGGUAUUGUAUUUAUUGCGCACACAUAAUUGUUUCAUCCUAUUUCUAGCCAUGAUCUUUCAAGCAGUCUGUGUAUGGUAUGGCGCCGCACAAUUUUCCAAAUUCUGCCAGUGGUAUCCAUAAUCAUUUAAUGAACAGUCUGUAGUUCAAGGGAUGGUACGCUUCAUAUCAAAUUUCAGUAUGCUGUAAUAAAUUUCUUCUGUGCACUAAGCUAAACCCUUAUUUGGAUUACUCACGGUCCACGCCAGUAAAAUAGAAUUUUUCUGUUUGAAUUUUACAUUGAUUUCUCAUGAUCUCCCAGUUUACUUAUGUUUUCUGUAUGAUCGAGAAAUACAUUGUGGUCAGUUAGUGGUUGGAUAUAAGUUUUACUGAUAUGUCAUGUAUAAAUUUCCGUUGCGAACUUUUAAUUCAUUGUUAUUCGGUGACAUGAUUGUAGUCAUGAAACUAAAUCAUGACUGGAAAUGCCCGAACUCGUUUAAACUGUCCAAAAUUUCGUCCUCGUUUUUCAGUUAUGUUUUUA
Messenger RNA from Loa loa (African eye worm), 2082 nucleotides. RefSeq lists its product as hypothetical. The transcript has 10 exons. The coding region runs from base 76 to 1338 and encodes 420 amino acids. Lineage: Eukaryota; Metazoa; Nematoda; Chromadorea; Rhabditida; Onchocercidae. The record is from RefSeq and is a predicted model, not a curated record. Gene Ontology annotation, cellular component: proton-transporting V-type ATPase complex.